Molecule: messenger RNA, 2763 nt
Organism: Rodentolepis nana
Lineage: Eukaryota; Metazoa; Platyhelminthes; Cestoda; Cyclophyllidea; Hymenolepididae
Source: the annotation of a GenBank genome assembly
AUUUCGACUGAAGUUGAAGUAGCCUCUUCGCGGCUUCAAACAGUGCGUCGAGAAGAAUGGAAGAGCCGAAAAAAGGCCUUCAGUGUUUAUCGCUUAACUUGUCAAAAUCUCUCCAAUGCGACCGGUAAUCUCUCCACCAAUAACUCGGCUAGUAGCUUUGGCAAUGGGAGUGUGGACAGUGGGAGUAGAACUGCAACACUCCUUCUGCGAAAGCAAACACCGCAAAGUCCAUCGAUUUCAUCUCGAUCAUCCUUCAGGACACUGGGUAGGAGUUCGUCUCUUCGAAGAGUGGCUACUCUAUCAACAACUCGACCCUCAAUGGAAAUGAGUGGGUCUGGUGGUCAGUCAGUUUUACCGGCCAAGGUUAGUGUUCCAGAACAUUCGGCUGCAAGAUCUGUUUGGAGAACCUUUUUUGACCUCUACCGGUCAAGUAUGGCCAGCGAGGAGGCUCGAAUUGAUCUGCAUUCGGCUCUAUAUCAGAAUACUUUCAAAUUAUUUGACCUCGAACGAUUGAGGUUGACUACUCUCCACGAAAUCCUGGAAUCUUAUCGAUCGGCAAUAAUCAACUUCUCACAAAUAAUCGACACGGCCUUUAAAUCCACAAAGGAAUCAGUGGUAAAGGCUAAUCCCGAAGAGGAUUUUCUCUCUUUCCAUGGAAAAGCUGUUCCAGAGUCAGAUGCUACUUCGGAUCAAUCAAGCAAUACAACGCCCUCCCGCCUCACCAAUCACAGUCUAGGCUUUCAUCACAAACGCAAACCACAGCCAAUGGCUGUUGUCGGUCGAACCCAGCAAAAUCUGCUCAGUUUUCCCGGUGAAGAAGAUAGUCUUUAUGCGCCCUCGGAGGCAAUCCAUCGGCAUAAUAUCAGGAAAACCCUUCAAAAACAAUUCCUAGUAUUUCCCGAAGAGGUUCCCAAUAUUGAUGACGAUGAUGAAUUAGCUGCUUCCACAAAGAAAUCUGAGAGAGCUGCAUUCGCCCGCCAAUUGCUGGUGUCCAUUCUUGAAAUCCUUGUUCGAGACUGCCAGAAGGAGGAAAGGACGAAACAGGGUCUGACAAAUCUUGUAACAGUCUAUUCCUCAAAACCCGUGUUCACUGAUGACGCCACUUUAAUUGAAGCGCGGCGGCGUCUCUUCUCCUCGCGAUGUCGUCUAGGCCAUCUUCUUGCCUGUCGUGCACGUCUAGCCUGUAUUUUUCAUCAUCUCUCCUCCUCGGUUCAUUCCAAUUCCCUUCAAAAUCGACUACUUGGCGCUGGUUUCGCCCCUAAUGAGUCAGAUCAGACAUUCACACGACGUGUAGACGUCUCAACUCCUCCACAUCCACCUUCUAUCCAACUAGAAUGGCCUCCAGUUACUCUGGAAGUCUCAAAUCUUGAAAGCAUACCUUUGACUGAAUUGGAUGUUGUUAACCCUCUUCUUGUAAAUGAUAAAUCGCGAUUUAGCUGGAUUGUUCAAGCUGAUAGUCUGUUUGGAUCAACUGGAGGGUCUUCAUCUAUUGAAGACAAUGACGACGAUGUUGAGGGCGUUAGUAGCAACGAUGAAGACGUAUUUGAUGAAAAGAGCACCGGAUAUCCUAAAUCUGUCCCACUGACGCUUGAUAAGCCUACUUCGACUUAUCAGAUUUUAACGCCUGUUGCGACAAAUGGAAAUUCAACAAAGUCGGAAAAUGGAGUUAAGAAAACGGUAACGUCUCCGAAUAGGACCACGAUCGAAAGGUUCCCAGUGCGAUCAGCAGGAACUGUUUCUCGAAAUAUCAGCUCCCAGAUGUCUUCCCCACCUCCACCAACAACCAGCCAAAAGACCCAAGCUAGCGCCAAACCCCUAGUUAAUUCAACCCCUUCAAAGAUUGUAGCUCCCUCGAAAGUUCGAACGCCACCAAAAUCGACUCUUCAAACGACUAAAUUAGUCUCAUCCACAAUUCCUGCUAAAAGAACCACUUCCAGACAGUCUAUUUCCAGUCCAGUCAAGCAACCCGAACGGAAAAUACUCACGUCUACAUCAACAACAGCGACAUCGAAAUCCACUAAACCCACUCCCAAAACCACCACAACAAUUUCGAAAUCGAAACCACUCAACAUCUCUCGGUCCAAAUCCUUGACCAAGUCCCCCACACCAAAUAAUGCAAACGACUCUCCUGCAUUUAUGGAUGAAGAGGAUAUAGAGGAAGAUUUAAAGAAAACCCUUCCAGCUGUGCAGCCACAGGCUGCUUUGCAGACUACGGUCCAGGAGAAAAGGAGGAUUACCCUGGAGCGUGUCAAUGGUUGCGGAGACAAGCUAGAGGCCAUGCUAGUAGAGGAGGCCAACACAACGACAGCAAAAACUGAAGAAGGAAACCCAGUUGAAAAGAAGAAGAGUUCAUCCCGUUUGUUCUCGCGUUUGGCAGUUGGAAGCAAUAAAAAAUCGAAGAAUCAACGGCCGCAGAUUGUAACCCCGUGGCGUGUGGAACCUAAUGGUGAUGGAUCUACUCAUAACUGCACUUCUAAUAAAGAUGAGGCACCUGAAUAUUUGAAUGGGGAUACUCCCGCAGUGGCAAUUUCACCUCCAAAAGAUCCACAAGAUCCCCUACAAAUGUGGCCUUCUCUAGCGAGCCUCAGUUGCAUUGGUUGGGCAAAAGUUGUCUCCGACUAUUCGCCGUGCAAUCCUGGGGAGCUUGCCUUGCUGGAAGGCGAUAUAGUGAGUAUUCUCCAAAAGACUACAGCAAAUUGGUGGCUUGGAGAAGCUGGAGGUAAAAGUGGACGUUUUCCAGUUUCCUGCGUAGAAGAAUUCUGA